UGUCUUUCUGUUUCAACCUUCUUGUCUUCGGACUAUCAUUCCUUGUUUGACUCCAAGCUUCUCAUUCCUUUUGGAAGCCGAGUUACCACAAUCCCUCACAGGCAUAAACUAUCUGAGCUAGUUCUCGAUCAACACAUCAUCAACCCUCAACAGCUGCAGCAACUGCACCUGAAUACAUACCAACAACAGACGUCUUGAUUCGGUCUUUAUCAGACGCCACUGAACAAUACUCUUGUCUUGACGACAAUCGAGAAACUGCAACCAUCUAUUUAUACCAAUACCCAGCAACUUUAGCACCACCAAACCUCAAAACACCGCCAACAUGAAGUUCGCUACUGCUAUCAUGGCCUUUGUUGCCUCUGCUACCUACGCCGCUGCCGCUCAGGUCACCUUCAAGACUCUUGACGACAAGGUCCGAACCGUGUACUUCACCUCUGACCCCGGAUAUGCCAGCAUCGAUCCCGUCGUUGUGAGCAACAAGGAGGACACCACUGUCCAGUUCCCUGACAAGUACAUUGGAAACUACUGGGCCGUCGUCAAGGGUGGCAAGAACACUGGCACUGGCAUGCUCGGCGAGGUCACCUUUGGCGGCUGGAUGGGCAAGACCUACUUUGACGUUUCCGCCAUUGUCGUUCCCGGAGACACCAACAACGUCAAGCAAAUGUACCCUGCCAAGUCCAUGACCCCCGACUCUGGCUGCGAGGAGUUCCCCUGCGACAACGCCUACUACCUGCCCGACGAUGAGCAGACCAAGGUGACUGACGAGACUCACCUCAUCACCACCCUGGGCGCCGGCUCGAUUGAGCUGCCCAAGGCUGCUGCCCAGUAAGCGCAGUCUGUUGACCGCCUAAAAAAGACGGCUCAUCUCACAACUUCUUUACUUCUCGACACCCCCCCUUUUCGUUGCCGUGUUGACACGGCACUUGACGAUGACACGAUACGAUUCUCUUUCACAUACCCCCAAAAGAUACCCCUCGCGAUUUGACAACAAAACAAAACCGAGGUCUUUUUUCAUCUGAUUGCGAGGAAAACUCUGGGUUAGACAUUUUGGGCGGAGCAGGCUGGCGCUUACGGAUGGAUGGAUGGAUGGGUAAACAAAACUCGAGACAAGAACAGGACUGGGCAGAGAUCAAAGCCCAUCUGGAGAGCAGCAUCACUCUUUCUGCACUCUCUCACAUGCACAUACAAGCAACAUUUUUAUUACAGGCUUGACGCCUCUUGUGUCAGCAAGGGGGGUUCGAGGCUGGCACUCACUCACACAAACUUACAAAAUUCUACGCACAUUAUUUUUG
Messenger RNA from Fusarium vanettenii 77-13-4, 1292 nucleotides. RefSeq lists its product as uncharacterized. NCBI's taxonomy places the organism in Eukaryota, Fungi, Ascomycota, Sordariomycetes, Hypocreales, Nectriaceae. The transcript has a single exon. The coding region runs from base 323 to 829 and encodes 168 amino acids. The record is from RefSeq and is a predicted model, not a curated record.